This is a messenger RNA of Saxophila tyrrhenica, 1683 nucleotides long. RefSeq lists its product as uncharacterized. Gene Ontology annotation, molecular function: RNA lariat debranching enzyme activator activity. The transcript is spliced from 2 exons. Gene Ontology annotation, cellular component: post-mRNA release spliceosomal complex. Bases 1 to 1683 code for a protein of 560 amino acids. NCBI's taxonomy places the organism in Eukaryota, Fungi, Ascomycota, Dothideomycetes, Mycosphaerellales, Extremaceae. Gene Ontology annotation, biological process: mRNA splicing, via spliceosome. The record is from RefSeq and is a predicted model, not a curated record.
AUGCCUCACAAAAUCGUGGUGACUGGCGAUGUCAACGGGCGUAUUGACGAAGUGUUCGGCAAGAUCAAGACCCUUCACGCCAAGCAAGGAUUCGCCUUUGCGAUCAUAGCGGGCGACCUUUUCUCGAGCCCGGAAGCAGAGUUGGCAGACCAAGGAGCCCAAGUGACGAAGUUGAUCAGUGGCGAGAUUGAGGUUCCCCUACCGACGUACUUCUCCCUAGGAACGCAUGCUCUUCCCAGCAACGUGGUCGAGAAGCUGGAGAAGGAUGACGGAGAGCUCUGCUCCAACCUCUACGUCCUGGGUCGUAAAGGCUCGUUGAAAACGGCGGACGGUUUCAGGGUUGUGGCUGUGGGAGGCAAGCAUUCUUCCAGUGAGGACGCAUCGAUCAGACCAUACGACGCGGUCUACAAAGACGCCGACGCCAAGAGCCUUGCUGAGAGCCAAAGCGAUGCUGAACUUCUGAUCACGAACGAUUGGCCAGCAGCUAUCCGCGAUGGCGCAAAGGCAUUCUACAACGGGACCGAAGAUCCACCGCAAGGCAUACAGAGCAUUGCCGAGCUGUGCGCAGCCGUGAAGCCUCGCUACCACUUCUCGGCCUCCUCCGCUUUCUACGAGCGCGAUCCAUUCUUCCACCCUGACGAAGGCCCCAAACCCAUCACCCGCUUCAUCAGCCUGGCACCUUUUGGCAACCCUGAGAAGUCAAAAUGGAUCUACGCCUUCUCCCUUGAACCCUCCUCAGAGCCGCCAUCUACGCUACCAGCUGGAACCACCGCAUCGCCCUUCCUUCCCAAGAAGCGCAAAUUGGACUCGCAGCAAGACAGCUUCAACAGCUUCCGCUACGCCAACGGCCACGGCGGAGACCAUCGCCAACAGAACUACCGCGGCAACAAACGCCACAAACAACAACAACGAGCCCCACCACCAGGUCCCGAAGACUGCUUCUUCUGCCUCGCAAGCAAGAACGUAGAAGACCACAUGAUCGGAUCAUUAGGCGACGAGAGCUAUGUAGCCAUCGCCAAGGGCCCCCUUUCCACACGCUCAACAUACCCAGAACUCGGCUUCCCAGGCCACCUGAUCAUCAUCCCGCACGUGCACCAAUCGACCUUCGCCGCAAUCGAGACAGCAGACACCAAAGACCCAACCCCACACGGCGAACGCGAAGCCGCCAAAGCAGCAGCAAAAGAAUCCCGCACCAAAGUCGAAAGCGAAAUGUCCCGCUACCGCAGUGCCCUGCACCAACUCCUGACCACCAAAUCCACGGAACCCAAACUCGGCGCCGUGACCUGGUGCAUCUCCCGCGCAGCAAACAUACACCUGCACUACCAAUUCCUGCCCGUCCCUGCCACCACCAUCACGCGAGGUCUCGUGCAAGCAGCUUUCAACGUCGAGGCCGAAAACAACAAUUACCCGAAAUUCGCCAAAUCGCCUUCUGAUAUCGCGGAAGCAGAGCGGGGAGAUCAUUUGAAGGUUAUGGUUUGGAGUGAGGUGGGGGAGAAGACGAUGGUGCUGCCGGUCGACGGGAGUUUUAGGUUCGAUCUGCAGUAUCCGCGGAAAGUAAUGGCAAAGCUGUUGGGGCUGGAGGGGCGGAUGGAUUGGAGGGCGUGUGCGCAGAGUAAGGAGGAGGAGACGGCGGAUGCGGAGGCAUUUAAGGAGGCGUUCAAGGAUUUCGACUUCACGAUGUGA